GCUGGACGCGUGUGUGCGAAGUCCCUUCCAGACGACUGAUGCCCCUCCGGGUCGGGUCGGUUGGGAGGAGGUGUUAGGGCUGAGCUUUGGGAAGAGGCCGAGCUGGGCUCUCUUAAUCUAAGCAGCAGGACACAAUGGGUGAUUUUGAAAACGGCAAAAAGCUGUUUGUUCAAAAGUGUUCUCAGUGCCAUACAGUCGAAAAAGGUGGAAAACACAAAACGGGCCCAAAUCUUGGGGGUCUGUUAGGUCGUAAGACAGGACAAGCUGCUGGAUUUUCCUACUCAGAUGCUAACAAGAAUAAAGGUAUUGUCUGGAGUGAAACUACAUUGAUGGAAUAUUUAGAGAAUCCAAAGAAAUACAUUCCUGGAACUAAAAUGAUUUUUGCUGGCCUUAAAAAGAAGACUGAUAGAGCAGAUCUUAUUGCAUACUUGAAAAAAGCAACCUCUUGAUGAAAUACUAUCACAGCUUCUGUGAUAUCAACUAAAAUUUCCAGUUUGAAUAAGUCUUAUGCGGCAACUGGUGUUUCGUUAUUACACUACCAAUUGUUCAUUAGGUAUUAGUUAAGAAACAUCAAAUAAAAGUUGAUCUUUUCAGACACU
This is a messenger RNA of Sphaerodactylus townsendi, 599 nucleotides long. Its product is annotated as cytochrome c-like. Bases 135 to 449 code for a protein of 104 amino acids. The transcript is spliced from 3 exons. Gene Ontology annotation, molecular function: heme binding; electron transfer activity. The record is from RefSeq and is a predicted model, not a curated record. NCBI's taxonomy places the organism in Eukaryota, Metazoa, Chordata, Lepidosauria, Squamata, Sphaerodactylidae. Gene Ontology annotation, cellular component: mitochondrial intermembrane space. Gene Ontology annotation, biological process: mitochondrial electron transport, ubiquinol to cytochrome c; mitochondrial electron transport, cytochrome c to oxygen.